GGUGACGCUGCGCAAAGGCAGGAUCUAAUCUUGGCUUCACCGUCUUAUUUAACACACCCACCCAGAUUCCCACAUGCUACAAGGGGCUCAUUCUCUUAACCAGCCGCGCACUAGAGGUCUCCCUGCCCUGCAACCUGUGCAGAUCACUCCGUCGGCACGCCUUAAAGGCUGAUCUGUCGGCACUCGGUGUGACGGAAUAAACGCGCCUUGGAUCGCCGCAGUGAAUGAGAAGCGCACGCUGUCUGUCGGGGACUUUCUUUAGAAACACUGAAAUGUGACGAGCCGCACUUCUCGUGUGCGUGUGCCUGUGUGUGUGUGUGUGUGUAUGUUUGUGUGUGUGUUUUUCCCCGGCUACAGGAUCGGCUGCACGGUGAGACCGAUGCGCGCAGUCAGAUCUCUGGGGAACGCACGCUCCUCCAAGGAUCGCUCACACCGCGUAUCGCGGCUGCUCCUCCCGGCUCCACUUUCCUGCUGCUCCAGACAUUUUUCGUGCUCUACAGGAAAAGGAGAGCGCCGGCGUGAAGAGGAUGAGGCUUGCGCAUGUCUGCCGGUGGUCUGAACCGACUCGACCUGUUUCACCUGGAGCUGCGCGGAUGAUUUUGCGCCUCUGAAAUCGAAACCUUCUCCAAAAAAAUAAAGAAAAAACAAUAACAACACUCAAGAAUCACGCCGGACUCUUAUGUUGAAAGUAGGCCACAAAGGUUGAACGCUGAAUCCUUUACUCAAGACGGCAAGUGAAGAUGGGUCCUACUUGUUUAACGUGUAUUUCGUCCGAUUGGCGUCCAGUCUGAUCAACAUCAUCAGCGAUGUAGUCAGCCUGUUCAUCUGCGUGCUGAUCAUUUGCAGUAAAUACUCACAUCUGCUCAAAAGGGAGACCAUGAAGAUGAUUCUCCUGCGCAAAUUCCGGGUUUUGAUCCUCAUGGUGUUCCUGGUUGCAUGCUCCAUGCACAUCAUGAUAGACUUGCUGCCCAAGCUGGAGAAGCACGGCGGCGGCGGCGGCGGCGGCGGCUGCUCCUGCUCCCACGCGCCGAGCGAGGAGCCCCGCAGCUGGGGGGGGAAGCAGGGCUGGCCCAACAAGCACACUCUGCGGAUCCUGCAGGACUUCAGCAACGAGCCCAGCUCCAACGUGUCCUCCCACUCCCUGGAGAGGAUCCCGCAGGGCGCAGGUGACAGGGCGCAGGCUCCGGGCCGGCUGGAGCUGCACGGCCAGCGCGCUGACAGGAAGAGGCAGUUCAUCCAAGACGCCGCGGCGACCAACGCCGUGCCGGUCAAAGGGUCAAGGUUGUCUGCUCUGUUCGAGCAUCCCUUGUAUAAAAGGUCCCUGCCGCCUCUGACUGACGAGGAUACUCUCUUCAAUGUAAACACGGACAUCAGAUUUGACCCCAAAGCAGCAGAUGAGCAGUCAUGGACUGGGGAGGGCAACGUGGACGAGUUCAGCCCUACAGGAGAGCUCACGGCCGACUCCUACCCCAACUGGCUCCGCUUCCACAUUGGGAUUAAUCGUUAUGAACUUUACUCCAGACACAACCCUGUCAUCGAUGCUCUGCUGAAGGACCUGGUGACCCAGAGGAUCACCAGCGUGGCGAUGAAGUCGGGAGGUACUCAACUGAAGCUCAUCAUGACCUUCCAGAACUACGGCCAGGCGCUGUUCAAACCCAUGAAGCAGACCCGGGAGCAGGAGACCCCGCCGGACUUCUUCUAUUUCUCCGACUUUGAAAGGCACAACGCCGAGGUCGCAGCCUUUCAUCUGGACAAGAUCCUGGACUUCCGCCGCGUCCCUCCUGUCGCUGGCAGGCUGGUCAACAUGACAAAGGAGAUCAGAGACGUCACACGAGACAAAAAGCUCUGGAGGACCUUCUUUAUUUCACCAGCCAACAACGUGUGCUUCUACGGAGAGUGUUCGUACUACUGUUCGACUGAGCACGCUCUGUGCGGGAAACCAGACCAGAUAGAAGGAUCCCUGGCCGCCUUCCUCCCGGACCUGGCCCUCGCCAAACGCAAGACCUGGAGGAACCCGUGGAGACGCUCCUACCACAAGCGCAAGAAGGCAGAAUGGGAGGUGGACCCAGACUACUGUGAGGAGGUUAAACAGACGCCUCCAUAUGACAGUGGCACACGGCUGCUGGACAUCAUGGACAUGACCAUCUUUGACUUCCUCAUGGGGAACAUGGAUCGCCACCAUUAUGAGACUUUUGAAAAGUUUGGAAAUGAGACAUUCAUCAUCCAUCUGGACAACGGCAGAGGCUUUGGAAAGCACUCCCAUGAUGAGAUGUCCAUUCUCGUACCACUGAGCCAGUGCUGCAGAUUGAGGAAGUCAACCCACCUACGCCUGCAGCUGCUGGCAAAGGAAGAAUACAAGCUGUCCACACUCAUGGCAGAAUCCAUGAUGAGGGACCGGCUCACUCCCAUCCUCAUCCAGCCACACCUGGACGCCAUGGAUCGGCGACUACGCCAGGUGCUGAACGUUCUUUCUGAAUGCAUUGAAAAGGAGGGAUAUAGCUACGUGGUGGAAGACGACUUCCAGGGAAACCAAGAGAUAGACCACGCCCACACUGGUCCGCGACAGAGGUAGCUGCUCGGGGCAGGUGGCUGGACUGGACCGACUCCCUGGAAACAGGAUGCUGGACUGAGCUGAUGCAGUCUCUUUUUUCUUCUUCCUGAAACUGAACUAGCGUCCUGUGACAUAGGCGAGCUCCGCCUGUGCUGCGUUUCUCUGAAAACCCUGGGAAGAUUAUUUAAACUGUGCCGAAGUGAAAGGCCUGCUGAUUAGGACUAGACGCCGACAAGCCGUGUAAAGGUACAGGUGACUUCUGGAUGGAUCUGGGACUGAUCCACCAUAUAUCAUCGAAGCUCCUUAUGAUACACAAACCUGACUG
This is a messenger RNA of Cololabis saira (Pacific saury), 2876 nucleotides long. RefSeq names its product FAM20C golgi associated secretory pathway kinase b (gene fam20cb). Gene Ontology annotation, cellular component: Golgi apparatus. Gene Ontology annotation, molecular function: protein serine/threonine kinase activity. The record is from RefSeq and is a predicted model, not a curated record. Gene Ontology annotation, biological process: protein phosphorylation. Lineage: Eukaryota; Metazoa; Chordata; Actinopteri; Beloniformes; Belonidae. The transcript is spliced from 11 exons. Bases 878 to 2572 code for a protein of 564 amino acids.